ACAAAGUCCUCCAUCAUGUCGGUCAGAACGCAAUUUGCCAUGGGCAACAAGGACUCCAUCGACAAGAGCCACGACACUCCCUCGUCUGCCGCACAAGACGCGCGCAGUCGCGUGCUUAGCGCGUUGCAGGCCUGGGAUCAGCUCGAGCUGCUCGCAUUGCUGAGCGACAAGCCCGACAGCCCGUUGUAUCAACAGCUGCUGCACUUUGACAACUGGUAUAAGGGCGGCGUGGACGGAUACCUCUCCACUGCCACCAAGUUAUACGCGGAGCUGCGUGGCGAGCCAGAUCAAGAUGAAAAAGCCGACGUGUGGAGUGACUGGCGUCCGUCAAACCCUUCGACUUCGUCCGAAUUGGCAGCACUCGACUCCGUUUGGUUCGCCGAAUUGGAGCAAAAGGGGCUCGAGAACUUGGACAAAUGCUGCUUUGUUAUAGUUGCCGGCGGUCUCGGUGAACGUCUUGGUUAUCAAGGGAUUAAACUGCGUCUCCCAGUGGAGACACUGACCCAUACCAGCUACCUUGAGGCCUAUAUACAGCAUCUAUUGGCAAUGCAGAGGCUCGCAAAUGCCCAAAGCCAGACAUCAGUCCAAAUUCCUUUGGCUAUUAUGACGUCAGACUCGACUCACGAAGCCACACUGAGUUUCUUAAAAGAGCAUAAGAACUUCGGCAUGGCUGAAGGUCAACUGGUCCUCAUCAAGCAGGAAAAAGUGCCUUGUGUGGACGUGAUCGAGGGCUCUGAACCUAAGCUCAAGCUCGUUAUUAAAGACGAACUGCUAGUGAUGAAACCUCAUGGACACGGCGAUGUGCAUACGCUACUACACACGUCUGGAUUGGCAACCAAGUGGCAACAAAUGGGCAAAAACUACGUGCAUUUUAUCCAAGACACGAACUAUCUGAUCCUCAACGGCGUUCUACCAAUGCUUGGAGCUUGUGUGAAACACAAUUGGGGCUUUGCAUUCACGACUGUGCCUCGAAAGGCCAAGGACGCAUCUGGAGGUAUCGUACGCUUUACGUCACCAUCAAACAAACACUCGACGUUAUUUAACGUUGAAUAUCACGAACUGGACCAGUUCUUACGCACAAGAGCUAAGACGGAGUACCCUGAUGGCGAUAUCAACGACCUGGAGACUGGGUUCUCGCCAUUCCCCGGUAAUAUCAACGGUAUCGUUGCUGCUCUGGACUCGUACGUGUCUGUCCUCGAGACGUCCAAAGGUUUUGUGCCUGAAGUCUUCAACCCGAAGUUCCGAGCCAAUACAAAGUGCGCCUUCAAGUCACCUGCUCGCUUGGAAUGUAUGAUGCAGGAUUAUCCCAAACUUCUGGUUCAGUAUCAGAUCCAGCAUCAUGACUGCAACCAAGGUGUUGGUCUCGUGCAAUUCCCUUCGUCUGUGGUGUAUUCUCCAUGCAAGAACGACGCUGCAAGUGCAAGUGAAAAGGUGAAAAACGACAUCCCUCCACAAUGUGCCAGCUCUGCAGAACACGAGGUGUUUGCCGUUAACCGCUUGAAACUGAAGGCUCUGGGUGUGUCGAUGCCAAAAGAAAUCAAGCUCAGGUCGUACCUGGACGUCCCAGUAGACUGUUCGGGUCCGCAGAUCGUGUUUGGAUCGGGUUUUGCACUGAGCCAGACGACGCUGGCCAAGAAGUUCACUAACCCGUCUGCUAUCAAGCUCACCGCUCGCUCUACACUGAUCGUAGAGGGUGCGGAUGUCACGUUUGACGCUCUUGAUCUCGAUGGCGCGGUGCGUGUUGUGGCCUGUCCUGGUGCCGAUGUGAGGGUCAAGUCGCUGUGUGUGAAGAACGCUGGCGUUGAGUAUGAGUCAGUGUCAAGUGACAGUGAUCCUGUUGAAUCAAUGCGUGGCUACCGCCUGAAGCAGAUCGAGGUGAAGGAAUUUCGCUUCGACACUCCUGGUAACUAUGAAAUCGAUGGGUAAGGGAACGGCUGCAUUUGUAGAGAACAAUUUUUUUGUAAAGAGUGAAAAUUGGCGAAUGAAACUUCAAUCCUUUUCAUUGACCGACACAAUUAU
Molecule: messenger RNA, 2019 nt
Organism: Phytophthora nicotianae INRA-310
Lineage: Eukaryota; Oomycota; Peronosporomycetes; Peronosporales; Peronosporaceae
Exons: 1
Coding region: 16-1926 (636 amino acids)
Biological process (GO): UDP-N-acetylglucosamine biosynthetic process
Molecular function (GO): UDP-N-acetylglucosamine diphosphorylase activity
Source: RefSeq, a predicted model, not a curated record